AUGGUUGUGAUAGAUGAUAAACUCCCUCCGCCACCUCCUUAUCACUCUGGCCCGCGCCACCCGGGCCCGCGCACGAAUGCCAAUAGACGAGUCGAACUAGCUCCCCCGCCGUUCCAGUCGCGACGCACUUGCCAUUCGUUGGUUGAGCUGCCUCAGCAUAUUCUUCUCCAUAUUGUAUACGCAACAUGUCCCGACUACAUCCCCGCUGAACGACUGCGAAGGCGCUUGUACUGGGUGGCUAUGUAUCUUCGUCUGACGUCGCGAGCGGUAUAUAUUGCGAGCAUGCACUUGCUACGAUCGACUUAUCUCCCACUUUACACCGAGCUUGUGAAACCGCCGUACACGUCCGACCCCUUCCCACUCAACGCACCCUCGUUCGUCCACUACACACCCACACCCACCACAACCACAACUUCCGCCCUCGGAACAACAACAGAUCCGUUCUCCACACCAUCGCUCCAAUCGGUCCAGCGAGAAACAGCGAUCCUCGACCGGUUCCUGGUGCUCAAAAUCUGCGACGACGUGCGGACAGACGAGACGGAGCUCCACCUGGGAUCAGACGAUGCGUUUGCGGAUAUAUUCGAUUUAAUGCAGCCGCGCAGUCGUUUGGAGGAUCUGGUUAGGGUUUUUGGGAUUCAGACGGGGGUCGUUGCGGAUACCGUCGAGCCAGCGUAUUCGUCCGUGUCGACAAGACAUGCCAGAUCGAAAAAGUUGUUGUUUGAGACGUUGUCGGUCAAUUUUUCGCCGCGCAAGGUCUCGCUUGUACAAAUAGACCAGAAUCGGAGAAAGCAUACCCUCGUUGAGAUCCAACGAACCAAAACCGAGACACUUGAAGUGAGCGCCAAACGUCUAAUCAGAGCGCUCAUCGCCAAUGGAAUUGUGCCGGACCCAUCCGCUACGCAUCCAUCUCCCAGCCUCAAUACCAGCCCCUCUGUGGCUGGCUCUAGCAGAGCUAGGUAA
This is a messenger RNA of Rhizoctonia solani, 960 nucleotides long. RefSeq names its product protein-binding protein. The record is from RefSeq and is a predicted model, not a curated record. The transcript has 3 exons. The coding region runs from base 1 to 960 and encodes 319 amino acids. Lineage: Eukaryota; Fungi; Basidiomycota; Agaricomycetes; Cantharellales; Ceratobasidiaceae.